This is a messenger RNA of Besnoitia besnoiti, 660 nucleotides long. RefSeq lists its product as uncharacterized. The transcript is spliced from 2 exons. The record is from RefSeq and is a predicted model, not a curated record. Lineage: Eukaryota; Apicomplexa; Conoidasida; Eucoccidiorida; Sarcocystidae. The coding region runs from base 1 to 660 and encodes 219 amino acids.
AUGGAGAGUUCGAGCGACAUCUCGCCUGCUGUGCGGGCUGAGUCUGAUGCGUGCUCAUCGACUUGCGCGGCUUCACGAGGCCCCUCGCCCUCUUCUUGUGCUUCUUCGGCCUCUGGUGACGCGGCUGGCGGGCCUGCAGCCGCUUCCGCAGAGACGCGCCCGCCAACUCUCUCCGCCUUGACUGCGUUGGACUCCAGCGGCUCUCCACGCGCAGAGCCUCAGAGUGACCAGACGGCUCGCGCGUCUCCAUCUGCGGCAGCUGCAGCCGGGAAGGCGGGCGAAAAGGAGACAGUCGUGGAGGACGGCAGCGGACCUAGCCCAGCGCAGGAAACAGGCUUGGGGGCUAGCGAGCUUGAGACUUGUGCCGACACAAACACCCCUUCGGUUGCCAAAGUGAUGACUCGAAUGCAGUGGGAGAGCGAGCAGCAGUGCCUCCACCGCCAGCGGUUUCUGCGGAAAGUGAUUGAGGACCACGAACGACGACUCGGCCGCGUGGACCUGGGAGAGUUGGAGCUCUUCUCCGCGCUGUACUUCAACGUGAAGUUUCUGCAGUGCACCUACGACCGGCACUUGCUGGAGCGCAUGCGUGCCUACGAGCCCGACCUCGGAGUGUCGCACCAAAGGAAGAAUCAGGACAGAGAAGACUUGGUCGUCAGCUAA